AUGGCAGUCAAGUCAUCAUCGCCAGAACCCAACGCAAUACCUGCAACGCCGAUCAAGCAGGCACGAUCCAGGAAAGCCGCUACACCAAGCCAAUCUGAACAGGGAAGAGCGGGGUCAGCAGGAGGAGUGGUUUUACCAAAAGAUUCCUCAGCAAAGGUUUCAGCAUCAUCAUCCAAAAAGGCUGUAGUUGCACCAAGUACCGAUGAGGUUACCGCAGCCGCGUCGAAGACACAGAAAAAGAAACCCAGGAAGUUGAACAAGGAGCCUACUUCGGCACCUGCAGAUACUGCAAAGUCUGCGGCCACAAACAAAUCAGAUGUACCAUCAUCCUCUGAACUCGAAGCACUGAAAUCUCGGGUGAGAGGGUUAGAAGCCAAAGUUGAAGAGCUCUACAAAGCAGGUGCUAUUCCUGACUCUCGACCAGGCCGCUCUCCUCGCCGACGGGGUAAAGGCCGAAAAGCUUCAUCCUCAGCACAGGUACCUACGCUCAAUACCACAGUCAACGACGGGAACGCUAGGGUUCAGGAACUCGAUGAUGAUGACGAAGAGGAAGAAGCAGACGAAGAACUUGUGCGCCUUGAGGGUGAACUGGAGGUAGCAAGACAGGAUCUGGAACACUAUCAUCCGUCUACAAGAGGAGGAAGGAGUGGAGGAGCAGAGUACGUCGAGGAAAUCAAUAGGGGCUCCUCAGGAAUGAGUGCUGGUACAGACAGACAAGUCACCCUAUCAGGAAGCUACCGUAUUCCCAUCCCUGCGAACGUCAAUCUCGAAGACGUAAAAACCAUCAAAUCAGGUGUUUCCGCUGCGCAGAAUGUUGCGAGGUCUUUUCUGGAACAACGACGCGCUGCUGCUGCCCUGCGUGCUGAAAACAAUGCUUCAUCAUCGCCGCAAUCCAAUGCCAAGACUACAAAAGUUCCUGCUUCCAAAAUGUCUUCUGGCGCUACACCGAAGCCGAAGAGGAGUAUGAGUUCAAGCAUGGAGGUUGCUGUUGAUAACAGCGAUGGAAAGCAGAGCUGGUCUGAGUGGAUUGGUGGAUAUAGCAUGGCCAUCACAAGGGCGGUUAGCAAGAUUGAGCAUGAGGCUGCUGUAGAAGCACAGCGGAGUGGUGGAAGUGGGAGCGGAAGUGCAAGGCCAGCGGCAGGUGGGCGGAGGACGAGUGCGCCUAUGUCUAAGCGAGCGGCUGGGAAAAGACCUGCUGCUAAAGCCACGCUAAGCAGCGAACAGGUUCAUGGUCUGAUGAGUUAA
Molecule: messenger RNA, 1245 nt
Organism: Alternaria burnsii
Lineage: Eukaryota; Fungi; Ascomycota; Dothideomycetes; Pleosporales; Pleosporaceae
Exons: 1
Coding region: 1-1245 (414 amino acids)
Source: RefSeq, a predicted model, not a curated record